AUGCCUUACAACUAUUAUCUUGUGUACAAACCUGGUAAAGAUGAGAAAAACACAGCUGACUUCCUUAGCCGACACCCAAACUGCUCAGAGCCCCAACCGGAAAGCGUUGCUGAAGAAUACGUUAACUAUGUAUGUGCCAAUGCCGUGCCCACCGCCAUGACCCUUCAGGAAAUCCAGCUUGAAACAUCAGUUGAUGACACAAUGCAAAUGGUCAUUCAAGCCAUCGAAACCAACAAUUGGUCGGAUCCGUCCACGACAGAAUACAAGAAAGUGAGUGACGAACUGUCAGUGCAUAAAGGAAUUAUACUUCGUGGACACCGAAUCGUAAUGCCCACCUCCUUAAGACGCCGGACAAUCCAUCUCGCACACAUUGGUCAUCAAGGAAUCAUUAAAACCAAACGUCUACUACGCUCGAAAGUCUGGUUUCCUAAUAUUGACAAGAUGGUCGAAGAAACCAUUCAGAAUUGCCUCCCCUGCCAGGUUGCUACUUCGGGCAACCACCCUCCACCUGAGCCACUCAAGAUGACCCAGCUGCCAUCCGAACCUUGGAAAGAAGUUGCAAUGGAUUUCCUGGGCCCUUUUCCAACUGGUGAAUACUUCCUAGUCGUAAUCGAUGCGUUUAGUCGGUUCCCCGAAGUUGAAGUACUCACCACGGUUUUCGCAAAAGCUGUCCUUCCAAAGUUGAAUGCAAUAUUUUCACGACAAGGCCUUCCAGAAGUUCUGAAAAGCGACAAUGGCCCGCCAUUUAACGCUCCCGAGUUCGAGUCAUACGCCAAACACUGCGGUUUUACUCACCGCAACAUCACGCCAUACUGGCCUCAAGCAAAUGGAGAGGCCGAGCGUUUUAUGCGCACACUACAGAAAUGUAUUCGGGCUGCAAUUAUCGAGAAGAAAAACUGGAAGCAAGCGAUGAACCAGUUUCUCCUCAACUACAGGGCAACCCCCCAUUCUACUACUAACAUAUCCCCCUCCGAAAGCCUCAACAACAGGAAGAUAAAGACAAUGUUACCGGAGAUGCCCUCUACUUCAAAACCAGAACAGAAAGCAAUGGCUGAAUAUGAUGUCGGAAGAAAGAACAAAUGAAAUCUUGCGCAGACAACCGUCGGGGUGCCAAAUAAAGUUGCAUCAAACCAGGUGACACCGUCCUUUUGAAACAGCCGAAGGAAAACAAAUUCAGUGUUCCAUACAACCCUCAACCAUUUGUCGUAGAAAAGAAAAAGGGAACAAUGGUUACUGCCAAGAACGUUUCAAAGGUUGUCACACGAAUCUCCUCGCAAUUCAAGGUGAUUUCAACCAAGUCAGCCAAACACGAUGACAAGGAAGUUGAACCAAAGGUUCCAAGACCAUCAAACCCCCAAGAACAAAAAACACUUCAACAAAGACCGAAACGGAACGUAAGACAACCAGCAAGGUUCGCGGACUAUGUAAACUAUGAACCAAUGUGA
This is a messenger RNA of Paramuricea clavata, 1445 nucleotides long. Lineage: Eukaryota; Metazoa; Cnidaria; Anthozoa; Malacalcyonacea; Plexauridae. The record is from the annotation of a GenBank genome assembly.